Molecule: messenger RNA, 1110 nt
Organism: Penicilliopsis zonata CBS 506.65
Lineage: Eukaryota; Fungi; Ascomycota; Eurotiomycetes; Eurotiales; Aspergillaceae
Exons: 1
Coding region: 83-1045 (320 amino acids)
Source: RefSeq, a predicted model, not a curated record
UUACUGGGCUAUAUAAAGAGGAUAUCAUGGCUUCUUCAUCCUCUAAGCAAGUCUCUUAAGCAGGUCUCUCAUCGAUAUAACCAUGUCCAAAGUCCUCGCUAUCUUUGGUGCCACCGGUACCCAAGGCGGUGCGGUUCUCAACUUCGUUUUGAAUGACCCAGAGCUCGCUAGCACAUACACAAUUCGCGCAAUCACUCGGGAUGUCGGCUCCCUCUCGGCUAGAGAGCUGCGGGAAAAGAAGAAGGUCGAAGUUGUCCGCGGGGACGUGUAUGACAGGGCCUCUCUCGAGACUGCGAUGACUGGCGUACACACCGUCUUUGCCAUGACCACGCCUGUCUUUGGCCCGAACUCCCUGGAAGCCGAGUACAACAACGCGAAGACAAUCGCCGACGUCGCCGUCGAGACAAAGGUGCAGUACCUCAUCUUCAGCUCGCUGCCGUCCCCGCGCAAGAUGUCUGGCGGGAAGUACACGGGUGUCACUGUCUUUGACGCCAAGGCGCAGGCAGAGCAGUAUAUCCGUGGCCUGCCUAUCCGCAGCGCAUUCUUCGCGGGCGCCUAUUUCUUCGAGAACAUCCAGCAGUCAUUCUUCUUCUCGUCUGAGCCAACAUUAUCGGGUGCCUCUAACGACGACGGCAAGACCUGGGUCAUUGGCCGCCACAUCUCGCCGCAGACCAGCUUGCCCUGGAUUGACGCCACCAGGGACACCGGCAAAUUCGUGGGUGCCAUCCUCGCCGACCCGGACAAGUACGAGGGCAAAACGUUCUGUGCGGGUGCUGCUUUCUACACCUGGGAGAGGUUCGCCGCCAUCAUCUCCAAAGCGACGGGCAAGAAGGUUGUCUACCGCCAGAUCCCUGUCGAGGAUUUCCGAAAAACCGUGCCUCCGGUUCUCGGAGAUAUCUUUGCCGAUGGAUUCAGUUCGCAGGAGGAAUUCGGCUAUUUCGGCCCUGACUCAGAGCAGUUGGUUGCCUGGGCUGCUGCGAACGCCCGAGGCAAACUCACUACAUUGGAGGAAUAUCUGGAGGCGAACCCAUUGAAGCUUGAAUAGAGUAUUGAGGCGGGCUGUAUAUAUACUGGGUGUCGAUUAGUCGACGAGUGAAUUAUAGAGAGUAC